Molecule: messenger RNA, 1242 nt
Organism: Choloepus didactylus (southern two-toed sloth)
Lineage: Eukaryota; Metazoa; Chordata; Mammalia; Pilosa; Megalonychidae
Product: acidic mammalian chitinase-like
Biological process (GO): carbohydrate metabolic process; chitin catabolic process
Cellular component (GO): extracellular region
Molecular function (GO): chitinase activity; chitin binding
Source: RefSeq, a predicted model, not a curated record
AUGGGUUCCCCGAGCCUGGCCUCCCCCCAUCCCGGUUCUGCCUACCAGCUGACAUGCUACUUCACCACCUGGGCCCAGUACCAGCCAGGCGUGGGAAGCUUCAAGCCUGACAACAUCAACCCCUGCCUCUGUACUCACCUGAUCUAUGCCUUUGCUGGGAUGCAUAACAAUGAGAUCACCACCGAAUGGGAUGACGUGACUCUCUACCAAUCUUUCAAUGGCCUGAAAAACAAAAAUGAUCAACUGAAAACUCUCCUGGCUAUUGGUUGCUGGAACUUUGGAACUGCUCCUUUCACCACUGUGGUUUCCACUCCUGAGAACCGCCAGACUUUCAUUACCUCCAUCAUCAAAUUCCUGCACCAGUAUGAGUUUGAUGGGCUGGACCUUGACUGGGAGUAUCCUGGCUCUCAGAGGAGCACUUCUCAGGACAAGCAUCUCUUCACUGUGCUGGUGCAGGAAAUGCGGGAAGCUUUUGAGCAGGAAGCCAAGCAGAUCAACAAGCCCAGGCUGAUGGUCACCGCUGCAGUUGCUGGCAUCUCCAACAUCCAGUCUGGCUAUGAGAUCCCCCAGCUGUGCCAGUAUCUGGACUACAUCCAUGUCAUGGCCUAUGGCCUCUAUGGCUCCUGGGAGGGUUACACUGGAGAGAACAGCCCCCUCUACAAGUACCCCAGUGAUACUGGCAGCAACACCUACCUCAGUGUGGAAUACGUCAUGAACUACUGGAAGGACAAUGGAGCCCCAGCUGAGAAGCUCAUUGUUGGAUUCCCAGCCUAUGGACACACCUUCCUCCUGAGCAAUCCUACCAACCAUGGAAUUGGUGCCCCUACCACUGGGCCUGGUCCUUCUGGUCCCUACACCAGGCAGUCUGGUUUCUGGGCCUACUAUGAGAUUUGUACCUUCCUGAAGAGUGGAGCUACUGAGGUGUGGGAAGCUGCUGAGGAUGUUCCCUAUGCUUACAAAGGCAAUGAGUGGCUUGGAUAUGACAACACCAAGAGCUUCAAAAUCAAGGCUGAUUGGCUGAAGAAUAACUUUGGGGGUGCCAUGGUCUGGGCCAUUGACCUAGAUGACUUCACGGGCACCUUUAGCAACCAGGGCAAAUACCCUCUGAUCACCACCCUGAAGGAUGCCCUGGGCCUGCAGAGUGCAAGUUGUAAAUCUCCAGCCCAGCCUUUCUGUCAUUCUCAACGACAAUUUUGUAAUUUACUAUCUGCCAAUCUGACUUUCAUUAGUAUCAUAAUUUAA